AUGCAGGAGUACAUGUAUAAUGUCACUUUACUACAUCAGCUUGUCGGAAAGCUACCACCGUCGCUUAAACUCAACUGGGCACAGCAUCGUCGAACGCUGUCAACGGUCAACCUGGCGACCUUCAGUGAGUGGAUUUAUGGCUUGGCGGAAGCAGUGAGUGUUGUUGUAUUCCCCUUGGCGGUUCAAGACGAGAAGCCAACUCGAAAUGCACACGGGAAUAAGAAAGGAAACACGUACCUUAACGCCCAUUCUGAAACCUUUCAUCCUAAAAAGAAUUACAGCAGCGACUUCGAAGAACCACCUACGGCAGAAUCAUCAUCGUACCAGGAAGCCUGCCCAAUCUGCAGGAGAAGUUGCAAGUCGGCUGAUAAGUGCAAUCGUUUUCUGGAGCUCUCUAGAGAAUCGCGUUGGGCCGCCGUAAGGGAAUUUGGCUACUGCCGUACAUGUCUGCGCAUCCAUAAAGGAUACUGCAAAGCGAAACCGUGUGGCAAAGACGGAUGCACCUACCGGCACCACGAGCUGCUGCACAACGAUUCGAAGGACAAGCCGAAAAGCACCGGAACUACGGCCAGGCGUGAGCAAUCUCCGCAACCCAGCACUAGCAAGUCUAGAUGCAACACCCAUCAGACAACCGUCAGCUCAGUAUUGUUCCGUUAUCUCCCAGUAGUGUUGUACGGAAACAAGAGAGCAAUACGCACGUAUGCAUUCUUAGAUGAAGGUUCUGCAUUAACGCUGCUCGAUCAGGAGCUUGCUAACGAGCCUCAGCUUGAUGGCACUGUAAGCCCUCUGUGUCUCCGGUGGACUGGAGGAACUGAACGACACGAGGCGGAUUCUCGCAUCUAUAAUCUUCACAUUGGUGGUGUUAAGAACGAAAGCAAGAAAUUCCACUUGAGUGACGUGAGGACGGUGAAAGAGCUACUGUUGCCCCAGCAAACGAUGGACAUGGCUGAGUUGUCACAGUUGUAUCCACACCUCCAAGAUCUGCCGAUCGAAUCUUAUCGCGACGCUCGUCCACGCAUUCUUAUAGGGAUGAAGCACGCCAAGCUCAGUCUUGGCCUGAAAAAUCGUGAAGGGGGAAUCGGUCAACCAAUCGCUAUAAAGACGCGCCUCUUUUGGACGGUAUGUGGAGGAUGGGGUUCCGGGAACGACGCCAACCUACACCAUUACACCUUCCACGUAUUCCCCUGUAGUGUUAAGUCAGACGAGGACUUACACCAGGCUAUGAAGGACUACUUUUCAUUAGACAGUCUCGGGGUGACUAAAUCGGAGAAGGUGCUUUUAUCCGUUGAAGAUGAACGAGCAUUUUUAUUGCUUCAGUCGCUGACCCGUCGUAAAGAUAAUCGAUACGAGUCCGGAUUGCUGUGGCGAUACAAUGACACCCGAUUGCCAGACAGUAGAUCAAUGGCGCUGCGUCAAUUGCAGUGCCUAAAGAAACGGAUGGAGAAAGACCCGGAAAUGUCAAAGAUCCUGCAAUCAAAGAUAACCGAGUAUGUGGAGAAGGAGUACAUCCGGAAGCUUACAGACGAAGAAAUCAACCAGAAGAUUCCACGACGCUGGUAUUUGCCAAUUUUUCCCGUUACCAACCCAAAUAAACCUGGGAAGGGGCGAAUUGUGUAG
Messenger RNA from Ochlerotatus camptorhynchus, 1617 nucleotides. RefSeq lists its product as uncharacterized. The record is from RefSeq and is a predicted model, not a curated record. Lineage: Eukaryota; Metazoa; Arthropoda; Insecta; Diptera; Culicidae. The coding region runs from base 1 to 1617 and encodes 538 amino acids. The transcript has a single exon.